Molecule: messenger RNA, 1832 nt
Organism: Cuscuta campestris
Lineage: Eukaryota; Viridiplantae; Streptophyta; Magnoliopsida; Solanales; Convolvulaceae
Source: the annotation of a GenBank genome assembly
GGCUUUAAUGCUUCAUAAUCUUCAUUCCUGAUUGUGGCAAUGCAAGAACCAAGUCCAGCAACAAGUGAUGUAUCUGAAAUUAUCAAUUCUUUGAAGAUAAAGGUUGCAUUGGAGCGUGACUUUUAUAUAAAGAAAAGGAUUCAAGAAAACACACAGAAGCUGGUUCAUAUUGCAAAGGUGCUCCAUGAAUCAUCAACAGAAAGGAGAAAUCUCCAGAUUCUUGCACCGGAUGGUAGUGUUGAUCAACUGUCAAAGAGACAGAAGGAUGCUAUCGAUAUGCAAAAUGGAAUCGAUGCCCCUAGUCACAUGGAAAAUGGCUGCAGUAGCCCUAAGGAAGAUGGUUAUGCCUCUGCGAUUCUUUUAGGUUCAAGCAUUGCUGUCAAGAAUGCUGUUCGCCCUAUUAAAAUUCCAGAAGCAAAAAGACUGCCUCCUUAUACUACAUGGAUUUUUUUGGAUAGAAACCAAAGGAUGACCGAAGAUCAGUCUGUGGUAGGUCGCAGAAGAAUUUAUUAUGAUGAGAAUGGUGGAGAAACUCUAAUUUGUAGUGACAGUGAUGAAGAAGUAAUUGAAGAGGAUGAAGAAAAAAGGGACUUUGCGGAGUCGGAAAACUAUAUUUUGCGAAUGGCUGUCAAAGAGGCUGGUUUAUCUGAUACGGUGGUGGAAUUGCUAGCUCAGUGCUUGUCUAGAAAGCCUUGUGAAGUAAAGGCAAGAUAUGAAGAUCUAAUGAAGGAAGACUUCUCUGCUAUGAAUGAUAAUACUCAAGGCACUGCAAAUUUGUAUCUUGACAAAGAUCUUGAUGCAGCAAUGGAUUCAUUUGACAACCUCUUUUGCCGGAGAUGCCUUGUCUUCGAUUGUAGAUUACAUGGAUGUUCGCAGGAUCUUAUAUAUUCAGCUGAAAAACCACCUUUGUCCUUGGGUGCUGAUGCAGACAAGGAACCUUGUGGCUCUAAUUGUUUUCGUGGGAUGCCAAAGCCAGAAUGUAACUCCAAAAUGACCUCUUCACAUCUAUGUGAAGAAAACAUUAUCCUAUCAUCUGAAGGUGGUACAGUUGAGUUACCCUUGAAUAAGAAUGUGGAGAAAAUAUCCAAAUCUUCACAUAGUGAAAGUGCUUCUACUGUCAAAAGAUCAUCUGAAAGUAGUGACUCUGAGAUUCGGCCUACAAGUGAUGCCACUUCUAGAAAUUGCUCUGCAUCACCCAGUAAAAGAAAAGAAAGUAAACACGGAAGCAAUAAAAGAAAUAGUAAGCGCAUUGCUGAGAAAGUUAUUGCUGCCAUAAGAAAGAGGCAAAAGAAAUCAGCAGCUUCUGAGCAUGACUCUGUUGUGAGUGGAAGUUUAGGUUCAAAAAGUUUGACCCAUCCUUCACCCAAAGACAAUGAAAACAUUUGUUCAUCUGCACAAGACGAGCAAUUUCAUAAUAGUAGAAAGCCUAGGAGGAAAGCAUCUCCACUUCUGGAAGCCAACAAAUCUUCACAUUGUGAGGCCACAGUUUCAACCCAAAAUGAAGCUGUAAGUGAUCGACUGGUCACGAAUGAUAUAGUUCAGAAGGCAGAUGAACUUGCAAAUGAAAAUAUUUUGAAGAAAGAAGUAAAUGGAGAUAAAUCUUGGAGACCAAUUGAGAAGUCUCUUUUUGAAAAGGGUCUGGAGAUUUUUGGUAGGAGCAGGUUAGUGCACUUAAAGUUAUAGUUACCAGUUUCUUUGCCCUCGUUCCAUUUAUGUGUUGGCUAGUGCAAGGAAGCUUGACUUAAGUCAUUGAUAAUCACCCAUCUCCUUUUGACGUAAGAAAUAUGUGGUUCAUGCUAUUUCUCUCUUCUGAAUAAAUUUCAACCAACUUU